This is a messenger RNA of Meyerozyma guilliermondii ATCC 6260, 1752 nucleotides long. Its product is annotated as alpha-ketoacid dehydrogenase kinase family protein. The record is from RefSeq and is a predicted model, not a curated record. The transcript has a single exon. Gene Ontology annotation, molecular function: pyruvate dehydrogenase (acetyl-transferring) kinase activity. Gene Ontology annotation, cellular component: mitochondrion. The coding region runs from base 1 to 1752 and encodes 583 amino acids. Lineage: Eukaryota; Fungi; Ascomycota; Pichiomycetes; Serinales; Debaryomycetaceae. Gene Ontology annotation, biological process: regulation of glucose metabolic process; protein phosphorylation.
AUGUUCUCGUCAUCUGCCAGAAGGUCAUCGUCAUCUUCGUCGUCGGUAACUUUUCUUCUUUUCCGCCGGCUCACUUGCACCUCUUCUUCGUUAUAUUCCUCGUCAUCAUCCUCGUCGAUAUCUAACCCUGAAAGAUUUGGUCUCUGUGCACGUCUACGGGUUGCUCUGGACGACUCGGUGGAGUCGGGAGAAGCCAGUCGUAAGCUGCGGCGUGAUCGAACCAUGGGCUGGUGUUGUGAAGAUAAAAAGUUCGGCGCGCGCUACAAAAUGUUAGCUUCCUCAAGUAAUUAUAUUCGCGCCAAAUCUACCUCGUUCUUUAUGUUAAGGACGCCGCUACGAACAUUAGGUUCCAUCCGCCAGUAUUCUACUCCUGUCCCAUCCAUAUCCUCGUUCUCCUAUAUUGAUGAUGACUUUUUGUCAGCUGUAAGUCAGCGGGAAAUUGCGAAAUAUUUAGAUAGUCUUGGACCAUUUCCGUCCUAUUCUCAAAUAUUAAAUCCCCAGCACUUUUUUCAAAAUGAAUUGCUUCUCAAGUAUGUGGAAAAGGAUCCUCAUCCUGUUUCCCUUCGUCAGUUGGCCGGUUAUGGUAAGGUGUUGACAAAACAGAAGAUUGUUAACAGUGCCAAUUUUGUUCGAAUCGAGCUUCCAAUUCGAUUGGCAAUACGGAUCAGAGACUUACAAACCCUCCCUUUCGGUGUUGUUAACAACCUCCAUCUUGCACAGGUUUAUGAGAGUUAUUACCGGCUGUUUAACGUUCUUCGGAGGUGGCCGAAAAUCACUACUUUGGAUGACAAUGAAGCGUUCUGUUCUGUCCUCUCCAAUCUACUCACCGACCAUAUGUCCAACUUGCCCCACUUGAUGAUGGGUGCCUUGGAAGUAUCCAUUUUGGACAGUCUUAAUCAGAACGAUUUGGAUCAGUUUAUGAGUCUGAUGAUACGAUCACGAAUUAGCAGGCGAGUCAUAGUAGAAGAACACUUAUCGCUCACCGACAAUUACAAGACUGCUCCCUAUUCAAGCAAGCCUCCUGACUAUAUUGGGGGAAUAUUUCAUCCGUGCAACGCAGCUGAGCAUUUCCGUCAUGUUGCCGAAGUCGUCAAGGCAUCGUUAACUGAUGUAUAUCCAGACAAGGAAAAGAUGCCGGAUCUUGAAAUAGAUGGUGAUUUAGACACAAAGUUCCCAUUUAUGGUUCCACAUCUUCAUUACUUGUUUGGCGAGAUCUUGCGAAACUCAUACGAAGCAACCAUCAAGACCCAUGGAGAUAAAACCUCACGAAAAUUACCAGCCAUCAAGAUAACAAUCAUAAACGGGAAAAAGCAGGUCAUUCUCCGGAUCUCAGACAGAGGGGGCGGGCUCUCUCACGACAAGUUAUCCAACAUCUACUCCUUUGGCAAAAGUCCUCAAAGAGCAAGAGAGUCUUUGGCCAAGUUUCAUCGUAUACCAGGACUCAGACUACAAACCAACUUUAAGUUGGCAGGCUCUGAAGAUGACGAGUCUCACCAGGAUGCCCUCUUGCUGCACACUUCUCUUGGAGAACAGCAACAAAAUGAUCAAAAAUCUUCCACAUUACAGACUUUGAUAUCCAGACCUCAUCAGUAUAGGCUUGGCCUUGGCUUGCCAAUGAGUCGUAUAUACGCGGACUACUGGAAUGGAGACUUACAAAUGAACUCACUAGAGGGCUAUGGCUGCGAUACCAGCUUGACCCUCAGUAAAUUGGGAUUCCACUCCAACACGGUUCUGUUGGAUCGAGCAUACUAG